Molecule: messenger RNA, 3049 nt
Organism: Lipotes vexillifer (Yangtze River dolphin)
Lineage: Eukaryota; Metazoa; Chordata; Mammalia; Artiodactyla; Lipotidae
Gene: CCDC186
Product: coiled-coil domain containing 186
Exons: 15
Coding region: 29-2755 (908 amino acids)
Biological process (GO): vesicle cytoskeletal trafficking
Cellular component (GO): trans-Golgi network
Molecular function (GO): small GTPase binding
Source: RefSeq, a predicted model, not a curated record
AACGAAGAUCAGGAACAGCUUUGAAGAGAUGCAAAGUGAAUUGGUGUCAGUCAGCAUGUCAGAAACAGAGCACAUAGCCUCCAUUUCCUCUGAUCAAAAUAUUGAGAAAACAUCUGAAAUAAAGGAAGACUCAUGCAAUUCGUUUUCUGGUGAUGAAAACAGCAGCUUGGAAAAUGAGUCCAAACUGUUGUCAUUAAACUUUGAUAAAACUUUAUGUCAGCCUAGUGAACACAAUAAUCAAAUUGAAACAAAGGAAAAUUAUAUUCCAGAUCAUGGUGGAGGUGAGGAUUCUUGUGCUAAAACAGACAUAUGCCCAGAAAAUUCUGAACAAAUAGCUAAUUUUCCUGGUGGAGAUUUUACAAAGCAAGUUUUGAAAACAAAUGAAGCAGAACAAACAGUAACACAAAUAUUGGCGGAAUUAAGGUCAUCUACAUUUACAGAAGCAGCUAAUCAAAAGACCUAUUCAGAGAGUCCUUAUGAUACAGACUGCACCAAGAAACUUAUUUCAAAAAUGAAGAAUGUUUCAACAUCAGAGGAUUUGUUGGAAGAAAUAGAAUCUGAGCUCUUAUCUACUGAGUUUGCAAAAGAACACCGACUACCAAAUGGAAUGAAUAAGGGAGAAAAUGCAUUAGUUAUGUUUGAAAAGUGUGUGCAAGAUAAGCAUUUGCAGCAGGAGCAUACCAUAAAGAAGUUAAUUAAAGAAAAUAAGAAGCAUCAGGAACUUAUCUUAGACAUUUGUUCAGAAAAAGACAAUUUAAGAGAAGAACUAAAAAAAAGAACAGAAACCGAGAAGCAGCAUAUGAACACAAUUAAACAGUUAGAAUCAAGAAUAGAGGAACUUAAUAAAGAAGUUCAAGCUUCCAAAGAUAAAGUACUAGCUCAAGACAUUGCAACUAAAAAUGCAAUUCAGCAAUUACACAAAGAGAUGGCCCAUCGGAUGGAACAGGCCAACAAGAAAUGUGAAGAGGCACGCCAGGAAAAAGAAGCAAUGGUAAUGAAGUAUGUAAGAGGCGAGAAGGAAUCUUUAGACCUUCGAAAGGAAAAAGAGAUACUUGAAAAAAAACUUAGAGAUGCAAAUAAAGAAUAUGAGAAAAACACUAACAAAAUUAAGCAACUUUCUCAGGAGAAAGGACGGCUGCACCAGCUGUAUGAAACAAAGGAAGGUGAAACUACUAGACUCAUCAGAGAAAUAGACAAAUUAAAGGAAGAUAUCAACUCUCAAAUCAUUAAAGUAAAAUGGGCACAAAACAAAUUAAAAGCAGAAAUGGAUUCACACAAGGAAACCAAAGAUAAACUCAAAGAGACAACAACAAAAUUAACUCAAGCAAAGGAAGAAGCAGAUCAAAUUCGGAAAAAUUGUCAGGAUAUGAUAAAAACAUAUCAGGAGUCAGAAGAAAUUAAAUCAAAUGAGCUUGAUGCCAAGCUUAGAGUCACAAAAGGAGAACUUGAAAAACAAAUGCAAGAAAAAUCUGACCAGCUAGAAAUGCAUCAUGCCAAAAUAAAGGAACUAGAAGAUCUGAAGAGGACAUUUAAGGAGGGCAUGGAUGAGCUACGAACACUGAGAACAAAGGUAAAAUGUCUAGAAGAUGAACGAUUGAGAACAGAAGAUGAAUUAUCAAAAUAUAAGGAAAUUAUUAAUCGCCAAAAAGCUGAAAUUCAGAAUUUAUUGGACAAAGUGAAAAUUGCAGGUCACAUACAGGAGCAGCAUCAAAGAGGUAAACAAGAAAUUGAAAAUUUGAAGGAAGAAGUGGAAAGUCUUAAUUCUUUGAUUAAUGACCUACAAAAAGACAUCGAAGGCAGUAGGAAAAGAGAAUCUGAGCUACUACUGUUUACAGAAAAGCUCACUAGUAAGAAUGCACAACUUCAAUCUGAAUCCAAUUCUUUGCAGUCACAGUUUGAUAAACUUUCCUGUAGUGAAAGUCAGUUACAAAGCCAAUGUGAACACGUGAAACAGACAAAUAUUAAUUUGGAAAGUAGAUUGUUAAAAGAAGAAGAACUGCGAAAAGAGGAAGUCCAGACUCUGCAAGCUGAACUCACUUGUAGACAAACCGAAGUUAAAGCAUUGAGUACCCAGGUCGAAGAAUUAAAAGAUGAAUUAGUAACUCAAAGACGUAAGCAUGCCUCUAGUGUCAAGGAUCUUACCAAACAACUUCAGCAAGCACGAAGAAAGUUAGAUCAGGUUGAGAAUGGAAGCUAUGAUAAAGAAGUCAGCAGCAUGGGAAGUCGUUCUAGUUCAUCAGGGUCCCUCAAUGCUCGAAGCAGUGCAGAAGAUCGAUCUCCAGAAAAUACUGGGUCGUCAGUAGCUGUGGAUAACUUCCCAGAAGUAGACAAGGCCAUGCUGAUUGAGAGGAUAGUAAGGCUGCAAAAGGCACAUGCUCGGAAAAAUGAAAAGAUAGAAUUUAUGGAGGAUCACAUCAAACAAUUGGUGGAAGAAAUUAGGAAAAAAACAAAAAUAAUUCAGAGUUACGUUUUACGAGAAGAAUCAGGCACACUUUCUUCAGAGGCAUCUGAUUUUAACAAAGUCCAUUUAAGUAGACGGGGUGGCAUCAUGGCAUCUUUAUACACAUCCCAUCCAGCUGACAGUGGAUUAACAUUGGAACUCUCUUUGGAGAUCAGCCGAAAACUACAGGCUGUUUUGGAGGAUACGUUAUUGAAAAAUAUUACUUUGAAGGAAAAUCUGCAAACACUUGGAACAGAAAUAGAACGUCUUAUUAAACACCAGCAUGACCUAGAACAGAGGAUGGAGAAAACCUAACACAAAGUUCUUCCUCAGUAAACAGACAAAAGCUACACAGGGAGCAGGUGCCAUUGCCCAGUAUUGUUGGAAACUUUUCCCUGCUUUGUGUGUCAGCCAGUAAAAAAUUUGUUUUGCUUCAUCUGUAUGAAAAAGUACCUUUUUACAAUACAAGUGCAUUGCUGUGUAUACUGUAAGAAUGUAAGCUUUGAUGAAACUUGUUUUUGUGUGGUGACAGCCUGUCAUUGAAUCAGAACAACUUAUUUAAUUUGCUGAUAGUCAUAUGAAGUGCUGAACAUUAUGAUAAGGGCUUUU